CCCACCCCCACCACUGGACCGGGACGGACAGUGACGGUACGGCGCGCCACCAUGCCGCGUCUGUAUAUAGGCAAGCCCGAAGCGCGACCGGGAUCGCGAGCGGUCAGUCUGGUCAACAGACUGCCGUCAAGAGGACGUCCCGAAGCCACGCCAACAUGAUGAAGGCAGCCGUCUUGCUGCUCGUGGGGCUGGCGGGCCUCGCCGCCGCCGUCAACCACCACCCCCUGUCCGAUGAGGCCAUCGCCCACAUCAACAGCCUGAAGCCCAAGUGGACGGCCGGGCGCAACUUCGCCCCCGACGUGAGCAUGGACUACAUCAAGGGCCUGCUCGGCGUGCACCCCGACUCCAAGAACUUCCGCCUCCCCGAGCUGGAGCAGCCCGAGGGCCUCGUCGGCGCCGACGCCUCCGACCUGCCCGAGAGCUUCGACGCCCGUGAGCAGUGGCCCAACUGCCCCACCAUCGGGGAGGUCCGGGACCAGGGCUCCUGUGGCUCCUGCUGGGCGUUCGCCGCCGUGGAGGCCAUGUCCGACCGUGUCUGCAUCGCCUCCAAGGGCAAGACCAACGUGCACUUCUCCGCCGAGGACCUCGUGUCCUGCUGCCACAUCUGCGGCUUCGGCUGCAACGGCGGCUUCCCCGGCAUGGCCUGGAAGUACUGGGUGCACUGGGGCAUCGUCUCCGGAGGCAACUACAACGACAACCAGGGCUGCAUCGACUACAAGAUCGCCCCCUGCGAGCACCACGUCUCCGGCAGCAGGCCCGAGUGCAAGGAGGGCGGCGGCACCCCCAAGUGCGAGCAGAAGUGCCGCGCGGGCUACGGCAUCCCCUACAAGAAGGACCGCAAGUACGGCAAGAAGGCCUACUCCAUCAGCUCCAAGCCCGAGGCCAUCAUGAGGGAGAUCAUGACCAACGGACCCGUCGAGAUCGCCAUGACCGUCUACUCGGACAUGCUCAACUACAAGGACGGCGUGUACCACCACGUGACCGGCGAGGCCCUGGGCGGCCACGCCGUGCGCAUGCUGGGCUGGGGCGUCGAGAACGGCACGCCCUACUGGCUGCUGGCCAACUCCUGGAACACCGACUGGGGCAACAACGGCUUCUUCAAGAUCCAGCGCGGCAACGACGAGUGCGGCGUCGAGAGCUCGGUGGUCGCCGGCCUGCCCAAGGUGUAGGGCAGUGCGGUCGCAGCGUCGCAGCCCGGGCGGCAGCCCCUCCACGAGGGACUCCCGCCCACACUCAAUUUAGGGGGACCGCUUCCCGGGCGACGUGCAUCGCCCGGGAAGCGCACGCCGCCAGUUCCUGAAAUAUUGUCAUCGAAAUUAAAGUCUCAAAAAUGUCGCA
This is a messenger RNA of Thrips palmi, 1338 nucleotides long. RefSeq names its product cathepsin B-like. Gene Ontology annotation, biological process: regulation of catalytic activity. Lineage: Eukaryota; Metazoa; Arthropoda; Insecta; Thysanoptera; Thripidae. Gene Ontology annotation, molecular function: cysteine-type endopeptidase activity. Bases 156 to 1169 code for a protein of 337 amino acids. The transcript is spliced from 6 exons. Gene Ontology annotation, cellular component: lysosome. The record is from RefSeq and is a predicted model, not a curated record.